CCGGGCUCUGGUCGCGACGGUCCGCGAUGUUGCCUCUAUCUUCCAGCGCCGGACCUCGGGGCAGGCCCCCGGGCCUCUCUCUCGGGACCGCUGCUCGAGGGGCCCAGGCUCCGUGGAGAGGGAGAGACGGGGCAGUCUGCCCGGGCAUCCGCGCGCAAGCUGCACGCGCCAGGUCGCGCGUACGCGCCCUCGCUUCCACUGCAGCGUUCCGCGCUGGCUCAGAGGAGGACAAGGUACCCACGCCGCUACCCUUCCCUCGUUUUCUGCAGAUGCUGGCCGCUGGAUAUGGCCACACGGUGCUGCUCAGGAGCGACGGCACCGCCGUGGCCCGCGGCAGCAAUGCUGAUGGUCGGUGCGACCUCCCGGCGCUGCCCGCGGGUCGCCGCUGGAGGGCGCCACACGGUGCUGCUCAGGAGCGACGGCACCGCCGUGGCCUGCGGCGACAAUGAUGAUGGACAGUGCGUCCUCCCGGCGCUACCCGCGGGCCUGACCUACACGCAGGUCGCCGCUGGAGGGCGCCACGCGGUGCUGCUCAGGAGCGACGGCACCGCCGUGGCCUGCGGCUGGAAUGAUGAUGGUCAGUGCGACCUCCCGGCGCUGCCCGCGGGCCUGACCUACACAGCUCAUUUGCUUCCAGCGCUGCUCCUGCAGGUGUCGCUCGAUGGCGGCUCCAUGGUUUUCGUCACCAUCGGCGGGGUGGAGCGAUGCAGGAUCAGGGCGGCGCCCACCGCCCGCCUCGCAGACAUCCACCUCCAGCUCGUGGCCGAGCACCGCGCGGGCAGGCUGGGCCCCGGAGCCUGGCGCGUCGAGGCGAUCCUGCCGGGGGGCCGCCCGCUCAGCGCCGCGGCCGAGGAGACGGACAGCGGCGCGCAUACUCUCGAGAGCUUAGCGCCCGUGCGCUCGGGGUGCUCUCAGAAGCUGCGCCUCGCCGAGGCGUUUCCGGGGGUGCCCAGGACCGGUUCCGCAGAACCGGUUCCACGGAACCGGUUCCACAGGACCGGUUCCGCAGGACCGGUACCACAGAACCGGUUCCAUAAGCCCGGUUCCACAGUAUUGCAGGUUCCACAGGACCGGUUCCACAGGAGCGACGGCACCGCCGUGGCCCGCGGCUGGAAUGCUGAUGGUCAGUGCGACCUCCCGGCGCUGCCCGCGGGCCUGACCUACACGCAGGUCGCCGCUGGAGGGCUCCACACGGUGCUGCUCAGGAGCGACGGCACCGCCGUGGCCCGCGGCCGGAGCGACGGCACCGCCGUGGCCUGCGGCGACAAUGAUCAUGGUCAGUGCGACCUCCCGGCGCUGCCCGCGGGCCUGACCUACACGCAGGUCGCCGCUGGAGGGCGCCACACGGUGCUGCUCAGGAGCGACGGCACCGCCGUGGCCUGCGGCGACAAUGAUCAUGGUCAGUGCGACCUCCCGGCGCUGCCCGCGGGCCUGACCUACACGCAGGUCGCCGCUGGAGGGCGCCACACGGUGCUGCUCAGGAGCGACGGCACCGCCGUGGCCUGCGGCUGGAAUGCUGAUGGUCAGUGCGACCUCCCGGCGCUGCCCGCGGGCCUGACCUACACGCAGGUCGCCGCUGGAGGGCGCCACACGGUGCUGCUCAGGAGCGACGGCACCGCCGUGGCCCGCGGCUGGAAUGCUGAUGGUCAGAGCGACCUCCCGGCGCUGCCCGCGGGCCUGACCUACACAGCUCAUUUGCUUCCAGCGCUGCUCCUGCAGGUGUCGCUCGAUGGCGGCUCCAUGGUUUUCGUCACCAUCGGCGGGGUGGAGCGAUGCAGGAUCAGGGCGGCGCCCACCGCCCGCCUCGCAGACAUCCACCUCCAGCUCGUGGCCGAGCACCGCGCGGGCAGGCUGGGCCCCGGAGCCUGGCGCGUCGAGGCGAUCCUGCCGGGGGGCCGCCCGCUCAGCGCCGCGGCCGAGGAGACG
This is a messenger RNA of Prorocentrum cordatum, 1926 nucleotides long. The record is from the annotation of a GenBank genome assembly. NCBI's taxonomy places the organism in Eukaryota, Dinophyceae, Prorocentrales, Prorocentraceae.